GGCUUGGCAACGGAUAUGAGAAAACAAAAUGGCGACCAUUCCAGAACUGAAUGCAAUUGAAAGAAAGAAGCUCGUUAAGCAGUCUGAGUGUCUAUACAAGUUAUCUCACUUUACUCAAGAUGAGACAUUGCUUUUACUGUAUCGUUACCAUGGGCUCACGAGUGAUAAGAUUGACAGAGUCCUUUUCUGUGACUUACUGCAUGAUUGGUUUGGAAUGACUGAUGACUAUUUCAUGGACAAAGUCUUUAAGGCGUUUGAUAAAGAUUCUGAUGGUUUUUUGAAUCAAGAGGAAUGGGUUAAAGGUUUGUCCAUGUUUCUGAGGGGAACACUAGCUGAAAAGAUUGAAUAUUGUUUUUCAAUUUAUGAUUUAAAUAGUGAUGGCUACAUUACACGUGAAGAGAUGUUCCACAUGUUAAAGAACACUCUUAUUAAGCAACCAACUGAAGAAGACCCUGAAGAAGGUAUAAAGGAGCUCAUUGAGAUUCUCAUGAAGAAAAUGGAUCAUGAUAAUGAUUCUAAAGUCUCUUUGCAAGACUUCAAGACAACAGUAGAGGCUGAGAGAUUGCUUAUUGAAGCAUUUGGCCCAUGCCUUCCAGAAGAGAAAUAUUGUGAAAGAUUUGCAGCUGAAACAUUGACGAGAAUCUAAACUAUAUCAUGUUGUUAUUAUUAUUACUAUUAUUAUACUGACUGUUAAAAAUCUUCAAUGUUUAAGAUAAAUUUAAAAAAACUUAAGGUACCUUAA
This is a messenger RNA of Amphimedon queenslandica, 742 nucleotides long. Its product is annotated as EF-hand calcium-binding domain-containing protein 1-like. NCBI's taxonomy places the organism in Eukaryota, Metazoa, Porifera, Demospongiae, Haplosclerida, Niphatidae. Bases 29 to 646 code for a protein of 205 amino acids. The record is from RefSeq and is a predicted model, not a curated record. Gene Ontology annotation, molecular function: calcium ion binding. The transcript has 7 exons.